Vigna angularis (adzuki bean) is the source of this 905-nucleotide messenger RNA. RefSeq lists its product as uncharacterized. Bases 152 to 769 code for a protein of 205 amino acids. NCBI's taxonomy places the organism in Eukaryota, Viridiplantae, Streptophyta, Magnoliopsida, Fabales, Fabaceae. The transcript has 3 exons. The record is from RefSeq and is a predicted model, not a curated record.
AGACCUAAUAAAGUCGAGUGUUAGAUAGAAUAUUCAGCUUUUAAUUUAUAUAUUGAGCGAAAUAGUUAUUAAUGGUUAACAAAUACCAAUAUCACGCGCGUACAAUAGUGUGGUAUAUAAUGUUACGCUUCUUUCUUUUUGUUCAUAAACCAUGGCACAAGAAUUACCAACCGCCAUUCCGCAAUCGCAAGGAAGCUCCACGAAGAAACGGCCUACGAAGAACGACAAAGUGUGGCUGGAGGACUAUCUCCACUUCCUUCAUUCUCGGCAAACGCUUCACCUAACAAUGAAUCAACUUAAUCAGGUCAUCCGCAUUCAUGGCUUCAAGAAAAUCCACAACGCUCCCAAGAAAUUGCAAAACCUAUCUGGAUUCCGUGAGCAGAAGGUGCUGGUGGAGGCGGUGGAGUCGCUGGAUCUUGUAGAUGUGCCGCGUUCGACCCUACGUGACAGCGUCUCGGCGUUUGCGGCGGUGGCAUUGGAGGACGUGGUGGCGGAUUUGGCAGAGCUCAAAUGGCAAGAGUGCUGCGUAACCUCCGUCGAGAGAAUAAGUUUCUCCGAAGGCAAGAGCGUGUUGCCUGCUUCUUCCGAUGAGAGCUUCCGAGUUACGAGCCAGUCGAAGAGUAUGGAGGCAGUCCGUAACCUAAUCCCUAAAGAUUCCCGGAGAAGCCUGAAACCAACAAAAAUGGUGCCGAAGCGUAAGAGAAGUAAGGUUCCCGCUCCCGACUCUGUUGCCUCAACUGUAGAUUCCGCUUCUCUCGCUUCCUGCUGAGUCAAUGAGUGAAUAUGCUCUAUAUAUGAGUAAAACUUUAAAUAGGAGAAUGGAUACGACACUAGAUAUGAAUGAGUUCCAGUGUCAGGAUACUGUGAACGUGUCUCAACAAAAUGGCAAGUGUUUUACCUUUGAA